AUGACAAGUUCAGAUGAUUUGCAUUUUAUGAAACUUGCAAUUGAGCAAGCAAAUCUUUCAGAACCAGUUGAAACAGCGUACUGUGUAGGAGCGGUAUUAGUAAAAGAUUCGCAAAUUCUUUCUAAAGGAUAUUCUCGUGAAUUAGAAGGCAAUACUCAUGCAGAAGAAUGUGCAUUAAAAAAAUUGCACGAUAUAACAGAAGCAAAAGGCGCUAUAAUGUACACAACUAUGGAACCUUGUAGUAAAAGAUUAUCCGGCAAUAAACCUUGUGUUGAACGUAUUGUAGAAACUGGAAUUAAAAAAAUUGUAAUUGGUAUAAAAGAACCAGACAAAUUUGUAAAAUGCGAAGGAAUUUCUAUAUUACAAGCAAAUGGAAUUGAAGUUAUAAACGUUCCCGAAUUAGAAGAAGAAUGUAAAAAACCAUCUAAACAUAUUUUAGGUUAA
This is a messenger RNA of Rhizophagus irregularis DAOM 181602=DAOM 197198, 444 nucleotides long. RefSeq lists its product as uncharacterized. Gene Ontology annotation, molecular function: diaminohydroxyphosphoribosylaminopyrimidine deaminase activity. NCBI's taxonomy places the organism in Eukaryota, Fungi, Glomeromycota, Glomeromycetes, Glomerales, Glomeraceae. The record is from RefSeq and is a predicted model, not a curated record.